Molecule: messenger RNA, 1971 nt
Organism: Penicillium nucicola
Lineage: Eukaryota; Fungi; Ascomycota; Eurotiomycetes; Eurotiales; Aspergillaceae
Exons: 3
Coding region: 1-1971 (656 amino acids)
Biological process (GO): DNA-templated transcription; regulation of transcription by RNA polymerase II
Cellular component (GO): chromatin
Molecular function (GO): zinc ion binding; DNA-binding transcription factor activity, RNA polymerase II-specific; RNA polymerase II cis-regulatory region sequence-specific DNA binding
Source: RefSeq, a predicted model, not a curated record
AUGCAGGUACAGAGUUCUUGUGGAGGCCUGCCUGAAGACACUCUCGCUCCAGAAAAGAGCGGCGUGUCAUCCCAAAAUAAAGACAAUGAACUGAAUUCCUCCUUCUGGUCCGGGUGUGCUUUGGAGGUGCCCAGUGUUCAAGAUGGUCUCGAUUGGUUCUUUGGCGAACCUCUGCAGGGCAUCAGUGAGCUGGUUGAUUCUUCAAUGCCAGCACAAUUUGACCCCGAUCUAUCUUUUCCUCUCCAACCUCUUGCGCAAUGUAACUCAGACACCCGAGGCAUAAUGCACUGUGCAGAAGAAGCGGAGAAUAUCAAUCUACUCCUGGAUGCCAACACAGACCAAGAGAGCGACUGGAAUAUUGCCCUGUCUGGUAUCCAGGUCUCUCUCAGCCAGCUCGAUAUACAAGUCUUGCAGUCACCGUUCUUUGAGGUUGGAAACCUGAAGAUGUUUUACGAUCUUUACUUCCAGCACUACCAUCCACAAUUCCCCAUUAUUCACCAGGCGACGCUCUCAGUGAGGACCUGUCAUCCGCUCCUGCUAAUUGCGAUUCUGGAUCUAGGCUCGACAUUGGUGACAGAUGAGACGCUCUUUGAUCUUGGACAGCAAGUACAUCAAUCUCUGCGACUGGUCAUUCUCAAUAGUGGAAUCUUUGAGUGCCCCAUUGCUCUUUGGUGUCUUCAAGCCCUGCUUCUGGUCCAGGCUUAUGGAAAAAUGAUAUCUUCACGGAAGAAUUAUGAGAUGGCCCAUAUCUUCCACGGGACUAUUCUUACGAUGAUGAAAAGAGGAAGCGUCUACCUCACAGCUUCCACUUCACAACCGCCAGAGCCAAAUGAGUCUCCUCAAUUAAGCUGGCACCGCUGGAUCAAUGAAGAAUGUUGGCGUCGAACCGCUUGUUUCGCAUUUGUGAUGGAUGCCCAGCAUGCCUGUGUAUUCGGGCACUCUCCCGUCCUCUCAGUGGUUGACAUGCGAAUCACACUUCCCUGUCUUGAAUCUCUAUGGGUUUGUAGCUCGGCGGAAACAUGGCAAGAACUGAAUCGAGUUGAAAAGCCUGCUUCACUUUUCUUGCCAACCCUCAAAUCCCUACUCCGAGAGAAUGUACUUCCACCGCACUGUAGCGAAUAUGCGCGGUUCGUGCUCUUGCACGGGCUGAUGAGCUUGCAGACACAUCUUCAGGCCGGUUCGCGGUUCACACUCGGAAUCGAUAUGGAGAGACUAGAUUCCCAUGCCAACACCCGUCACCCCAGCAGUAGUAGCAGUAGCAGCACUCCCGUCUGGGCAAACACAAUCGAUACAGCCUUCAACACCUGGUCCACUUUUCUCUUCUCUCUCCAGCCAUCGCUAUGUCUCGAAGCGGCCCGUCCGAUUUAUCGCAUUGCCCAAAUUACCCUGCAUGUCAGUGUCAUCGAUAUCCACACCCUAGCCAUGGACCCAGCUUUCCAGUCUGGUCCUUCCCUUCCCCAUGGGGAUCUUGCGCUCUCUCUCGCCAACACCAAUGUCAACAAUAUGACAGCGAGUAAGGCCCUUACACGCCUACAACGCUGGGUCCACACCGAGUCCGCCCGCAGCGCCUGCCGCUAUGCGCUCCUCUUGAUCCAGGAAACCAUGUUUAACGGCAAGCACUAUUUAGCUCGUGAGGACAAUGUUGCUCCCAGGCCGUGGUGCUUGUACAUCGCCGUGUUGACGCUCUGGGUCUACGGUGUGCUCACCGAGGGCCCAGCUCCUGCCUCGGAUGGGGAUACCGUAAACUCGGCCGAGGAAUACAUGAUUCGAAUGACUCGCGCAAUGCAGGAGGCCAACUCAGCAAAACCAAUUAUCCGUGGUGCGAACCGGAUUGUUGGCCUGAUUCGCGCUGUGAGGGAUGCGUUGGUAUGGUGUCGGUGGGAGUUAUUACAAGAGGCUCAUCUAGUGCUAAGGCGGCUUGGUGGUGAGAUUGUGCUUGAUGCUGGGGGUGAUAGGAAGACUCUUAUUUGA